Molecule: messenger RNA, 2164 nt
Organism: Colossoma macropomum (tambaqui)
Lineage: Eukaryota; Metazoa; Chordata; Actinopteri; Characiformes; Serrasalmidae
Gene: selenbp1
Product: selenium binding protein 1
Exons: 12
Coding region: 203-1624 (473 amino acids)
Molecular function (GO): protein binding; selenium binding
Source: RefSeq, a predicted model, not a curated record
UUCAGAUAAUAAACCAACUUUAGCCUCAUUGCAGUGGUAAAAGUUUAUCAAUGUGUCCAGCCUGCUUUAGCCUCAGUCAUGCUUACGUAAGAGUGGAGUAUUUCCCCACAGCAGCCCCUGCCGUCGCCUCCAUUCACUCUCCACGUCUGCCUGGGAAAGGCGGUCAUUUCAACGUCUGUCAGCUGAACUGCGAUUGAACAAAAUGGCAUCUAAGUGCUCAGGAUGUGGACCAGGAUACAAAAGCCCUCUGGAUGCCAUGAAGGGGCCUCGAGAGGAGAUCGUUUACCUGCCCUGUAUUUACCGGAACACUGGAGUCAGAAAGCCUGACUAUCUUGCAACAGUUGAUGUCGAUCCCAAAUCUCCCACUUACUGCACGGUGAUUCACAGGUUGCCCAUGCCCAACAUGAAUGAUGAGCUGCACCACUCUGGCUGGAACGCCUGCAGCAGCUGUUAUGACGAUGCCUCCAAAAAGCGCAAUCGGCUCAUUUUACCUUCUCUCAUCUCCUCCCGCAUCUACGUUAUUGACGUGGAUACGAACCCCCGAGCUCCACGACUUCACAAGACAGUUGAACCUGUGGAGAUGUAUUGGAAGUGUGGAUUGGCCAAUCCUCACACGUCCCAUUGCCUUGGCAGUGGGCAAGUUAUGAUUAGCACCCUUGGUGACCCCUCAGGAAAUGGCAAAGGUGGAUUCGUGUUGUUGGAUGGUGAGACCUUUGAAGUGACUUGUAACUGGGAGUUACCUGGUGAAGCAGCUCCUUUUGGCUAUGACUUCUGGUACCAGCCACGCCACAACGUCAUGAUAAGCACAGAGUGGGGAGCACCCAAAAUGCUUGCAAAUGGAUUUAAUCCUGCCGAUUUCAAAGCUGGUCACUAUGGCCAGUGCAUCCAUGUGUGGGACUGGACCACUCACAAGCACGUGCAGACUCUGGAUCUGGGGGAAGAGGGUGCCAUCCCUCUAGAGAUCCGCUUCCUGCACGACCCUGCUGCAUCUGAGGGCUAUGUGGGCUGUGCACUGCAGGGCACUGUGUUCCGCUUCUAUAAGACUCCGAAAGGUGACUGGGCUGCAGAGAGAGUCAUCAAGAUCCCCAGUAAAAAAGUAGAGGGUUGGAUUCUACCUGAAAUGCCAAGUCUUAUUACUGACAUUAUAAUCUCAUUGGACGAUCGCUUCCUGUACUUCAGCAACUGGUUGCACGGUGACAUUCGGCAGUAUGAUAUCACUGACAGGAGGAAUCCACGUAUGGUGGGCCAGGUCUUUCUUGGAGGCAGCAUUCAAAAUGAUGGCCCUGUCAAAGUACUGGAGGACAAGGAACUGGACAGCCAGCCAUCUCCAAGGAUAGUGAAGGGCAAACGUAUACCAGGGAGUCCACAGAUGCUGCAGCUGAGCUUGGAUGGGAAAAGACUCUAUGUAACCACUUCUUUGUACAGUGCAUGGGACAAGCAGUUCUAUCCUGAGCUCAUCAAACAAGGCUCAGUCAUGAUGCAGAUUGAUGUGGACACAGUGAAGGGUGGCUUGAAACUCAAUGAGGAUUUCUUGGUGGAUUUCGGAAAGGAGCCUGAUGGUCCUGCACUUGCUCAUGAGAUCCGAUACCCUGGGGGCGACUGCACCUCUGACAUUUGGCUGUGAAACAGCAGCUCACUCUUUUAUUAUUCAGGAAAUCCACAUGAAAUAUUAUUCCUAGUUACGCUUCUCCCUUAUUUCACAUAUGCUGUAUGUCUAAAAGUCAAAGUGCAAACACCUGCUCAUCCAACAUUUCUUUUGAAAUCAAGGGAGUUUGCUGCCAUGGUGACCUUAGACUCCUGUGCAGCUGCUCCGGAGCAUCUUAUUCUAUUGACUGUGCUUUUAUAUUGAUAUUAUCUAAGCUUUGUGUGUGCAGUUGGACACCUGUAUCAGCAAUUUAAAGUAGCUAAAUUCAGUAAUUAUAGCAGAGUGUCCUGGACACUUUUGGACACACUGUGUAUUAUCUACUUAACUCAAACAUGCUUUUGUCUUGCUUCAGAUGUCUUUACUAAUAUCAACAUAUGAUUGCUGUAAUUCAUUAAUACACCAUUCUGUAGUUAUCUGACACAAAUGGUAGACAUAAUAUUUUUAUAUGGUUAUGUGAAUGGGAGAAUGAAGUGUAUACAAAGUAAUUACUUUUUUCAAAUAAAAAAAACAAAAAUCUUA